GGCGCACGCGGGUAAAGAAGCAGGGGUUAAGGUACACCUCGUGGAAUGCUACUCCAUUUAAGAAAGCACUUUCUCAUUUAUGACUCCAUCCGUACUACUUACCAUACUAACAUCAUAUAUACCUACAAUCAAUGUAUGUUCAUCAGAUUCUCAAAUUUAAGACAGAGCUCAGCAGGGUACGUAUUACUCCAUCCUUUGAUAAUGGAUCUGUGAGAGCACUAAGCAGAUCGAAAUCCACUAGCAGAGUAGCAGAAUCAUCACAUCAGAAAUCAUAAUAGAUUGAAGGGGAAGAAGUUAAUUAGGAAGCUGCUGCCAUGAGUCGGCUGGCGCCAUUAGCAGAAGUUCCUGGUGCGGGCGAGGAAUUGCGCAACAACUGCUCGAAGAAAUGCCGCACUUGGAGACAGUGGCUGAAAACCCACUUGUCGUCUCUGCACUUGUUCUUCCCCGGCAGGAAAUCCGACCACAGGAUGCUCCUCGGUGUUCUCGGAUGCCCUCUCUCCCCUCUUCCCUUCCAUCCCAAACUCCCUCUUUCUCACGUCUCAUCAUCAUCAGAAUACAUUAUACAACACUUCAUGGCUGCUACUGGCUGCCGGAAGCUUGAAGGGAUGGUAAAAAACAUGUAUACUACCGGAAAAGUUUUCAUGGCAGUGGUGGAUGAGCUUGGCUCACCAGGCACCACCACCAAUGUUUCACAAAAGGGUUGCUUUGUUAUGUGGCAAAUGCUUCCUAGCAAGUGGCUCAUUGAGCUUGCUUUGGGUGGUCACAAAAUUGUAGCAGGCAGUGAUGGCAAUGUCGCAUGGCGUCACACUCCUUGGCUCGGAGCUCACGCUGCUAAAGGCGGUGUCCGCCCUCUUCGCCGCGCUCUCCAGGGGCUUGAUCCUAUGGCUAUUUCAGCUGUGUUCUCAAAGGCAGAGUACAUGGGAGAAAAACAUAUAUUGGGAGUUGACUGCUUUGUCUUGAAAUUAUCCUCCAGCCGCACGGACCUCGUUGAGCGUAGCGAUAACACGGCGGAGAUGAUAAAACACGUAAUGCUCGGUUACUUCAGCCAAAGAAGCGGUCUGCUCAUUUACUUGGAGGAUUCAUACCUCACCCGAAUCCAGUCCCCGGGUUCUUUGGCGACAUACUGGGAAACCGCAAUGUGCACAAGGAUAGAGGAUUACCGGCCUGCCGAGGGAGUGAUGGUUGCUCAUUCUGGCUACUCAAGUGUCAUUAUUACAACAUUCGGAGACCAUUUGAAGCCCGGUCCUGUCACGGUUCGUAUGCAAGAAACAUACACCAUUGAUGAUUUGGCGUUUAACGUCCCCGGCCUUUCUGUAGACUCCUUCAUCCCUCCUGAAGAACUCCAGAGAGGCUGUCUCGAUGAAAAUGUUCAUUGGAGAUGCCCAUUGCGUCAAUAACAAGUUAUUCUUAGAGACACUAACUUGAAGUUGUCGACUAUAAAAGAUGACAAUUUUCUUAUUUUUCUAAAAGUGUAUAUAUAGGCUAUGAUCUUUGGUGGUCCUAUAAUGUGUUGGGCCUGAGACAGAAAUUUUAAGAAUAAGCCUUUAACCUUUCUUUUGUAGUGUAAACACAUUUUCAAAUGUAAUCCUUUUUUUGUUA
Molecule: messenger RNA, 1599 nt
Organism: Cuscuta epithymum
Lineage: Eukaryota; Viridiplantae; Streptophyta; Magnoliopsida; Solanales; Convolvulaceae
Source: the annotation of a GenBank genome assembly